GCGCACUUGAGAGUCUCGAGUAUACCUGAGCAUACCUAAUUUUCUUUCCUUCACUUUGCAUUCACUUUGCAUCGUGACUGCAGUGGAUGGUGCAUUUUGACACUUUGAUCUGCGCGAGUGCUCUGUUUGCCUGCGCGUGACAUUCCAGUGAGUGACGCGUUUCGACUUUCGUUGGUUUGUUUCGUGUGGGAAUACUCACGUAGGCUAGUGACGUGUUUCCUCGACACGGUCUACAGUAUUCGUACAUAUCCAACGAUAUCCUAACAAGUAUGACGCACUCUCAUGCCGCAUGCAUUAUAGUCCAUCACUGAAGAGCAGUGUAGAAAGUGAUUGCAUCCACAUAAUCGAUUCAGCCCUUCUGAAAGCAAUUCGAACGAACGCGUGCGCGAUUCGCAAGUGGAAAACCUGCAUUUCUUGUAUUUAUUGAUAUCGACGGCUUAAGCCGUCACAGGUAUAUUUGGAGGUUAACCUCGAAGGCUCGAAAGAUACUAGUAUCGCUGAAGAGGUUCAAUUGAUAUAUUAGCAUCGAUAGAAUGCAUCUCGAAGGACACAAGUGAUCAGACAGGUUUUGGAGCAACGAAGCAUAAAUAAGAACCACGAUGCCAGAUAGCGAAGCGGUCUAUCAACCUACAACUGUAGGGUAUUCCUACGAUACGAGUGGCGAUGGCACUAGGGAGCGAAGUCGCCUCGGAGCAGGUUUUCUUAACAUUAUGUCCAGGCACAAGAUCAGUGCCAGUAAAUGGUGCGAAUGGGUCCUGCUCUCCGUUACAUUGGCGGCGCUUCUUACAGGAUUCGUUACUAUGAUGAUAUUUUUAACAUCCUCGGGAGAGGCUCGUCCUGCCAAUGCUACAUUGGUAAACGACGGAGGUCAAGGUUCCGAUAGUGAAAAGCCUGGGACAAUUGAGAUGGAAGGACGAUCCACUGGAGUGGGUUCGAUGACAGUGGCCAAGACGAUGUUUUUGGUUGCGGUUUUAACAGGAGCAGGUUGGGCUUGGCUACGAUUCUUCCGUCGUAGGAAAUCCCAACGAGGUGGCAUGUCUGGUGGUGGUGGUCAGAUGUUGGGCGGUUUGAAUCCAUCCACUGACUUGCUGGUGGGUUCCGCUUCGCAGUACGGGCCGGUACUUACGGAGCUGCCCAGCCAGCCAAAGCAGAAACAACCCGACGACGCCAACGAGACUCCAGCUGCUCCACUUUCUGACCAGGAAGAGGAGACUCGAACUCUUAUGCAGGAUAAUACCAUGCCAGCUUUGGCGCCUGGUGCUCCAAAAACCACCGAUCAAAUACCAGGAUGAGUACGAAAGAUCCCUCGGUUUCUUUGUAAGAACCUCACGGAAGGAUGGACUCUUGCUUUCUCUUCCUCUCUUCAUUAAAUUCUUCUAAAACGAAGAAGUCGCCCCAUCCUGAGAUCUUCGUAUUCGCCUUUUUUACUAGCUCGUUAUUUUCCUCUCCUCGUGAGUGCUUCCAUCAAUUCCAUUGAACUUUAACUCUUAAAGAUUAUGCUACACGGAAAUCUAUAUUUAAUCAGCUGCUCACGGUCUAAAGACAGGGAAGGUUACUUGUGGUACAUAUAUAUAAUAAUUUAUAAUUGCAAUUUAUAUACAUAAUUUUUUAUAUUUAUAUAAUUGUAAUUAAUUACGUAUGCAUGGGACUUACUUAGAAGUAAUGCUUUAAAGUGGCAAAUUAUUGAAAUUGAACAGCAAGGUUGGUAUAGCAGCUCUUUUGGCAACAUUUCGUUCUUUUGAUAUCAUUCGUAACAAUGCAGUUAUCUAGUUCAUAUCAUUGGAACGUCAAUGUAUUCUUUUUCCGUGUAGCUCUGCAUUUCUCUGCAAGUCACUUCAACAGGCUAAUGUAUAUGCACCCCCCUCGCAGGGUUUGGAAAUAACGUGCUCCGAGUAACGGCAUUUUCCGCUGCGUCACCUUAACUGACGUACAGCGUAGUUCUUUUUAUAAAAUGUGUAACUCCGUUGGCAGACAUUGUGUCUAAGUCAAAGAAAUUAUGCCAUAAGUUUUAUCUUUGCAUCUGAACAUUUAUUUCUUUAUGUUGCUUGAUUUUAAUUUUUUUUAUCAUAUCACAGAUCGGUUAAGUUAAAGUUGUUCGAAUGAUGCUGUGGUUUCAUACGAGAUCUCAAUGGAAACAACAAUCACUUUUCUAUUAUCAUUCCGUGCGAAUAUGCUCUUUCCACGUUAAGACUGCAUGUGAUUGGAUUUAUUUGUUUUAGUGUAAAAAAAAAAAAAGAAAUUUUGGGUAUGACUAAUCAUGGUAGUUCUUUUCCGAUGAUCAUUCUCACUCGUUUAAAGAAAUUUUGUACCUUCAAAGUGAGUUUUUAUAUUUUAUUCUUGGUGGGGAAAAAUAAGAAUGAUGGUUUUUAAUAGUAAUUGCUCCAAACCCUGCUAAGCCUUUCAUAUGCAAUGCCUAGCAUAGUGCUCAGGGAUGGGCAGCAUUAUUUACCUUCACUGUUUAAUUAACAUAAUUAUUGAGGAAAUACCUGUAGAGACUUUCGAUGAAGUACUGUGUAAUCGGUAAUUACAUGCAUCCCUUGUAAGUAGUAUCACUCUUGACUACUAAUUACAGUUGCAUCGGUUUAGAAGCAGUAGCGCAAAAGUGCCCAUCCUGGUGGCGGUAGUGUCGGAGCUGACUUAUGAACCCAAUCAUGUAUUUCUUCGUUCCUGCAAUUAAUGCCCGAACAUUUUUGUUCUGACGAACUUGUGUGUAUAAUUUACACUCCGUCCAUUUACAAGUCGGUAGAUUUCAUUGCGUCGUGGACAUCGACGUGUUGAUCUUGUAUCUAGGAAAUAGCAUCAGUAGGUAAUGAGUUUAUGUAUUACGUUCGACUUUAUGUAUCGUUUUAUGUAAGCCAUGUCGUGAAUGAGAAAAUAAACGACUUGACGACUGA
Messenger RNA from Orussus abietinus, 2894 nucleotides. RefSeq lists its product as uncharacterized. The transcript is spliced from 3 exons. The coding region runs from base 600 to 1292 and encodes 230 amino acids. Lineage: Eukaryota; Metazoa; Arthropoda; Insecta; Hymenoptera; Orussidae. The record is from RefSeq and is a predicted model, not a curated record.